Molecule: messenger RNA, 1497 nt
Organism: Momordica charantia (bitter melon)
Lineage: Eukaryota; Viridiplantae; Streptophyta; Magnoliopsida; Cucurbitales; Cucurbitaceae
Source: RefSeq, a predicted model, not a curated record
AAAACAAGAACAAUGUGGGCCCAUCGAGCCCAUGAAGGCACUUCUAAUGGGACAGAAUGGGAAUUUAAUUUUUGUUUUGCUUACCUUUUUAUCUUCACUGGCGAGGCCGAGGCGAUGAAACGAGAUUGAAGACGAAGGAAGACAUUGUAGAGAGAGAGAGAGAGAGAGAGAGAGAGAGAGAGAGAGAGAGAGAGAGAGAGAGAGAGAGAGAGAGAGAAACUCGAAGAACACGACGACCGCCAUAGCUCAGACUUCUAUAAGCUCUGCUCUGGAGCUGGAAACUUACUCAACCACAGCCUUUCUCUUGUAAUGCGGAAAAUUCCAGGCCUGAACUUCGAUUAUCCGAACAAUUUCAGGUCGUAGAGGCUCGAAAUUGAUUGAGAGGAUCGGAGCCGCAAUUUCCAUUGGAGAUCUGGUUUUGUUUCAUCGGACUGGCCGUCUUGUAUUCUUGACGAGAAUCUUGCUGUUCUCAUUCAGAUAUGGAGACAGAGGUGAGGAAUCAGAGAGGGUGUAAACCUUUGGAACCGGAGGUUUUCUUACAGUGGGGAAAGAGGAGGCGACUGAGAUGUGCUAGAAUCAAAGACCCGGAGAUCUCUGAGCGUUUGUGCGGCGGCCUACGGAAGAAAAUCGCAUCUCGAGCCGAUCGCUGUGUGGUUACAGCUUCCGAGAGAGAAAGGACCCCACUCCAACCAAAUCGUCUCACUAGGAGUUCUGAGGGCGUUACGCUGCGUAACGGUGCAGGCACAGCCGAGAUCCGGAAACCGCCUUCGCCGGAGAAGGAGGACCGUUACUACGCCACCCGAGGAUCCGCCGUGGCGGUGGAUGAGAACGGGAAGAUCUCAACCAACGGCAACACCACCAAGGCGGAAGACAGAGGCUUUGUUUGGCCAAAGCUGUUCAUCGCUCUGUCAAGCAAAGAAAAGGAGGAAGACUUCAUGGCCAUGAAGGGCUGUAAGCUCCCACAAAGGCCCAAAAAGAGGGCCAAGAUGAUCCAGAGAAGCUUACUCCUGGUGAGCCCUGGGGCAUGGCUGAGCGAAAUGAGCCAAGAGAGAUAUGAAGUGAGGGAAAAGAAGAGUAUAAAGAAGAGGCCAAGAGGAUUGAAAGCCAUGGGAGGAAGCAUGGAGACUGAUUCAGAAUGAGGAGGAAACUGAACUGACCCUUUAAUUCUUUUUUUUUUUUUUUUUUUGGGGAAUGCUGAAUUGAAUGAAUUGGAAAGAAGAGAAGAGAAGAGAAGAGAAGAGGAAGAGGAAGAGGAAGAGGGCAUCUCAAUCUCAUCCUGCCUCUGCUUGAAUUCUGAGGUUAGUGGGGUUUUGGUUUUGGAUUUGGUGCUUAAAGAAGUCCACUUUUGAGGGGUUGGUUAGGCAGAGCUGCAAAAGUGAUGAGUUCUGUUUACAAAUUUUAAAAGUUGCUCUCCUUUUUGUGUAUAAAAUGUAAUGUAAAAAAAAUUGUUAUUUAUAAAUGGAAGGAAGGUCCCAUUCUAAAUGGGAUUUUGUAUUA